GGCACGCGGGGUUAUCUGCUUGUAACACUCACGCUUCAGCCCGAGCUGUCGCUCUAUCGCUCAGGAUGCCGGGCUGUAGGUAAAUGACGCCGACGUGUGGUUUUCUUACAAAAGGAAAUGCAGUGAAGCAAGUGGGUGCAGAAAACGAAAGGAAGAAAAGUGUCGUGGUAACCCAGGCGAGGGAGGAUGGGGGAAGAUUGACACGCAAACAAAGUGCAAAUUGAAAAAGAGUUGAUAAGCUUGUGCCAAAGUGACAAUCGCCCUUUUAAAAAAAAAAAAUUGGAUCUAUGCUUGGUUAAAACAAUUCGGAGAAAAAAAAUGGCGAAGAAAAACAGAGCUAAAGGAGACAAGUGUGAUAUGGAGAUGGAGGCUUUCCAGACAGCCAACGAAGAGCUUCGGACGAAACUGACGCACAUCCAGAUAGAGUACCAACAGGAGAAAACCAAGGUUCUGAAGCUUCGAGAAAGGUUGCAAGAUGCGAAGCAGGAGCAGCGCAGACACACGGCAUAUAUCUCUGAGCUCAAAGCCAAACUCCACGAGGAGAAAAUGAAGGAGCUUCAGUCCGUCCGCGAGGCCUUGAUACGGCAACACGAACUCGAAAUCUCUCGCACGGUUAAAAUCAAGGACAGUGAAAUCCAGCGUUUACAGUCUACGCUGAACGUCUUGCGGGACGGGGCAGCGGACAAGGUAAAAACUGCUUUAUUGAACGAAGCCAAGGAGGAAGCCAGGAAGGCGUUUGACAACGAGCGCAGUAAGUUACAGCAGGAGAUACUGGAGCUAAAGACCAGCAAGAAACAGACAGAGGAGACCUUGAACAAUAUCAUGCAAGCAGAUAAAACCAAAGCCGCGGACCUGCGGACAGCCUAUCAGACUCACCAGGAUGAGAUCGCAAGGAUAAAGCGAGAAAGUGAGCGGGAUAUUCGGAGAGUGAUGGAUGAAAUAAAAAGCAAAGAGCGCGUGAUCCUGGCUUUAGAAAAGGAGCUUGGCGUGCAAACCGGUCACACACAAAAACUGUUGUUACAGAAAGAGGCUUUGGAUGAACAGCUUGUCCAGGCAAAAGAAGCUGAGCGUUACCACAGCAGCCCAAAGAAAGAGCUUCCGGCCGGCGUGGCGGACUUCACCGAGAUGCUGGGGAAUGUGGAUCAGCAUGUGGAUGACCGGGACCUGAGGAGAUUCCAGCUGAAGAUUGCCGAGCUGUACGCGGUCAUACGGAAACUGGAGGACAGAAACACUCUGCUGUCUGACGAGAGAAAUGAACUGCUGAAACGAGCUAGAGAAGCAGAGAGCCAGCUGAAACCUCUGUGUGAAAAGAACAGAAGGAUGUCAAAGAAGAUUGAGGACAUGCUACAGUCAAUCCAGAGAAUGGAAGACAAAAUAAAAUCCCUGUCAAGGGAUAACGCUGAACUGAAAGAGAAGUUGUCUACACAUAACUCUUUGAAGCAUCAUGUGUCUCUGGAUGAAGUCGCUGUCGCCCAGGAGCAAGAGAUAGAAUUCCUGAGGUUGCAAGUGAUGGAGCAGCAGCAAAUUAUCGAUGACAUCGCAGCGGAAAGAGAGCGGAUAUUGCGUUGCAAAAAGCCAAAAAGGAAAAGCUUAAGACAUCCAAAGAGGCAUGUUGUGGAGACGUUUUUUGGAUUUGAUGAAGAAUCUGUUGAUUCUGAGACCUCUUCAGUUGCCUCGUUUGCCAGUGAUAAAACCGACAGGACCCCAGCGACCCCUGAAGAAGACAUAGAAGAUAGCACGCCUAAAGAGGAAGCCGAUUUAAGGUUUCGCCAGCUGACGCGAGAGUACCAAGCGUUGCAGAGAGCGUACGCGCUGCUCCAGGAGCAAGUGGGGGGAACGCUGGAUGCCGAAAGAGAAGCAAGAACCCGCGAGCAAUUGCAAGCGGACUUACUGCGGUGCCAGGAAAAGAUCGAAGACUUGGAAAACUCUUUGAGCGAGAAAGGACAGGAUUCCAAAUGGGUAGAAGAAAAACAACAACUUAUGCGGAAGAAUCAGGAUUUGUUAGAAAAGAUAUACAGGUAUGAAACGGAAGAGAACCAGCUGAGGAACGAAAUCCAAGAUGCUAGAGACCAGAAUGAGCUUCUAGAAUUCCGAGUCCUAGAACUGGAAGAGAGAGAGCGAAGGUCUCCAGCCUUUAACCUCCAUAUAGCCAACUUCACAGAGAAUAAUGGAAGUGCUCUGCAGCUUUUCUGCCGACAGGAAGGCAUUAAGGAUGUUGAUAUUUCAGAACUAAUGAAGAAACUUGACAUUCUUGGAGAUAAUGGGAAUUUGAGGAAUGAAGAGCAGGUUGCGGUAAUCCAGGCAGGAACAGUCCUCUCUCUCUGUGAAAAGUGGUUAAAACAAAUUGAAGUAACAGAAGCCGCCCUGACGCAGAAAAUGAUUGACCUUGAAAAUGAGAAGGAGCUGUUCAGCAAGCAGAAAGGCUACUUAGAAGAAGAACUUGACUACCGGAAGCAAGCACUUGAUGAAGCACACAUGAAAAUCCAGGAGUUAGAAGCCACGCUCUAUAAUGCGUUGCAGCACGAUCCCGGAAGAAGAGUGAGAGAAUGCUUGAACGAGACCCAGAGAGAAGAUCUACGGGCGGCGGUGGAAAAGCUUCGAAGGCAGAUCCUCCGGCAAAGCCGCGAGUUUGACAGCCAGAUCUUACACGAGCGCAUGGAGCUCUUACACCAGGCACAACAGAGAAUCCGUGAACUUGAAGACAAAAUAGAACUUCAAAAAAGACAACUCAAGGAGAUAGAAGAAAAGCAUUCAUUCUGUGGCCUUGAUGAUCAAUUCCAGCGAACACUCAUGGGUUUUAAAAGAGCACAUGGAACAAACACCUGAUUUUUCUGCAACUGCCAAAACGAGACCACACCAAUCAAUGUUUUUUCCUUUUUACGUCAUGAGACUGCUGUGGAUCGACCGCUGAAUUCUAUUAUGAGUUUUGUAACAAUUUAGUUUUUAAAUGGACUAAAUUUAUUGUACAGAAAAUGUCCUGCUACUCAGAGACUGUAACAAUAUGUAUGAAAAUAAAUAAAUCAUAAAAAUAGGGAAUAAAAUGUGUAUUCUUUGCAAA
Spea bombifrons (plains spadefoot toad) is the source of this 3058-nucleotide messenger RNA. RefSeq names its product janus kinase and microtubule interacting protein 1 (gene JAKMIP1). The transcript has 22 exons. The coding region runs from base 319 to 2826 and encodes 835 amino acids. The record is from RefSeq and is a predicted model, not a curated record. Gene Ontology annotation, molecular function: GABA receptor binding; microtubule binding; kinase binding. NCBI's taxonomy places the organism in Eukaryota, Metazoa, Chordata, Amphibia, Anura, Pelobatidae.